Molecule: messenger RNA, 1598 nt
Organism: Pseudophryne corroboree (corroboree frog)
Lineage: Eukaryota; Metazoa; Chordata; Amphibia; Anura; Myobatrachidae
Product: amiloride-sensitive sodium channel subunit beta-like
Exons: 10
Coding region: 1-1395 (464 amino acids)
Biological process (GO): sodium ion transmembrane transport
Cellular component (GO): plasma membrane
Molecular function (GO): ligand-gated sodium channel activity
Source: RefSeq, a predicted model, not a curated record
AUGCUGUGGCAAUGCAGUCAACUAUUUGCCACCUAUCUGCAUUACCCCACACAAGAAAAAGUCACGCUUGUGAACAGCGCCAGACUCCCCUUCCCAGCCAUCACCUUUUGCAACCUUAACCGUGCUCGCAUUUCCCAGAUUAAUUCAUCCAAAUAUCAAUCUCUGACUGAACACUUGUCACAAAUGUCACAUACUGGAGGGAAUUAUGGACUACUCAAUCAUGCUAAGGAAAGGUACUUUGCUUUUGCCCUAUCACAGCUCAGUACCCAGGAGCAGAUGGCACUGGGGCACCAGCUACAGGACAUGCUGAUGUCCUGCGUGUUUCAUGAUGAGGCCUGUGAUGAAAGCUUCUUUACUCCUUUCUUGAAUCCCAAGCUUGGGAACUGUUAUACCUUCAAUGGUCCAAGACAUAAUUCAUCAAAAACAGAAGCAGAGGUCCUAAAUGCCACCAAGGCUGGCUUCAGUUAUGGUCUGACCAUGGAGCUUUUCAUUGAGCAGCACGAGUACAUCAGCAGCCUAAGCACGGCAGCAGGACUGAGAGUUGUUCUGCAUGGGCAAGGGAAAAUGCCUUUCCCUGAGGAUGAGGGAGUGAAUGUUCCCCCUGGACAGGAGUCUGAUAUUGGGGUAGUGAAGGUCCAUGUUAAACGUUUGCAAGAGCCGUACAGAAGUCGGUGUAGCAGCGGAUACAACAUAAGGAACUAUUAUGCAGAUGUUUAUGGGACAGACUAUAGUAGAGAGGCUUGCAAGAAGAGCUGUGCACACAAUAAGAUUAUCAAGAACUGUGGUUGCAGAAUGUGGGAGUUCCCAGCGCCCCCUGGGUCUAAAGUACCUCUGUGUAACAUCAGCGAGCCAUCCGUCAAUAAUUGUGUGGAAACGUAUGAAUAUAAACUAUCCCAUGAUCAGCUGAAAUGCCACUGUCCUCUUCAGUGUGAGGAAGAACAUUUUGAACUCACUCUCUCUUCAUCCCAGUGGCCGAGCAGCACAUACUUGGACCUUUUCUCUAAGAAUCUUCAAGCUAAACGAGGACUUCAAGACAUGCAAACUAUUAGAGACAAUGUGGUCAAGGUUGUGGUUUAUUACCAACAACUAAAUUAUGAGCUGAUAGAGGAGGUUCCGGCUAUGCAGCUUGUGGACCUGUUUUCCAGUAUCGGAGGACUGGUGGGUCUUUGGAUUGGGGUCUCAGUUUGCACAGUGGCUGAGUUUCUAGAGCUUUUACUAAAUUUACUGUCUUUUAUCAUUGUUCAUAUUCCAAAACAUGAAGAAGAGCCACCAGAAAACCCCUACACAAUCCCAAGCCCUCAGUCUGAACUAUGUACCCCAACACGUCCCAUUGACCACUGUCUUCUUUGGGAUACUGUUGAUGAUUCUACCAGUCUGAUCAGAAACAAAUGCUGAAGCUUAUACUUACUUUGAGACCACAUAUGAAAACAGCAAAACAUUAAAUAAUAUCAGCAAUAUAUGGGAUAGAAAUGGCCUUUUGAAAUUCUUGGUUAUUUAAUGUACUUGCAGUAGAGCUGUUAUCAGUUAGUACAAAUCAAACAUUUUGCUGUGAGCAUAUGGUAAUGAAGACAAUGCAGCUAUUUACUUUAAUUAUUAAA